AGCAAAAGCUCAAUCGUACCGCACGUAAUGCGCUAUCAAGGUGCUCUCCGUCGCAAUCUCAUCUCCACUGCAUUUCACAUCUCACUCGGCUCCACUAUCCGUUGGGCGCACACCAACAGCAGAUGCAGUGCACCUGCUUGGUUAAUCGCAAUCUGCAUUCUCAGGUCAUCCCCUCCGAGUCGUCCACUUGCUUAGAAAAAGAGACGACUGCCCAACUGACCCGUCUUUAUUACUCCGUCUCCGUUCUGACCGGUUAUAAUAAACGCUGUGACGGGUUCCGUCUGGCCUGGGUUGCUGGGUACGCGUCCACUCAUUCUUUUUCUUAUCAUCCCUGUCGAACUCUGUCACAGUUUGGUAGAGCGAUUAAGUUCGACCAGGCUAGGCACCAUAUCCUUCGCCCUUGUCGCUUCUACUUGCCUGCACCGGCACGCACGACCCGGCCGAAUUCCACUCUCGAAUUGUCCAAGGUUCAGCCAGCGAACUUAGAACCUUAGUGAAAACAGCAAACUUCGGGCGACGAGAUCCAGUCGGUCGUGCCCACUGCCUCUACGUGCACAUUCACUGCACCGCCCACCGACAAGUUUAUCCGCAUAUCUUUUAUCUGCGCUCGCUAGUGCCUUGUCUGUGUGCGACAACACCAGGGCCACCCACACCUUGCGAAUUCGGACCCCAAACCCCCCACCAUUGAUCGCGACCUCUCUCACCAGACAGACAGACAACAGGACACCAAGACACCGACGUCGCGUGCCAGCGGGGUCACCAGGAGCAACCCGGGGGCACCGAUUGCCCGUCUCGAUAGCGUCAUCGCGAGGGAAGGGAGCCCUCGGGCGACAGCCAAGAUGGCGUGGUCCAAGUCAACCCGCAUCAGCAUCAUGCUGGCCAUCGACAUUGUCUUCUUCCUCGUGGAGCUCAUCACCGGCUUCGUCGUCCAGUCCCUCGCCCUCACUGCCGAUGCCUUCCACAUGCUCAACGACAUCAUCUCGCUCCUCGUCGGUCUGUGGGCUGUCAAUCUCGCCCAAAAGGCCACCACCGACAAGUACUCCUACGGCUGGCUGCGCGCAGAGAUCCUCGGCGCCUUCUUCAACGCUGUCUUCCUGAUUGCCCUCUGCGUCUCCAUUGUACUCGAGGCCGUCACGCGAUUCUUCGAGCCCCCCGAGAUUUCCAACCCCAAGCUGAUCCUCAUCGUUGGUUGUUUUGGUCUCGCCUCGAACCUCGUUGGUUUCGUUGUGCUAGGUGGCCACGGUCACGACCACGGAGGCGGCCACGACCACGACCACGACCACGGCGAUCAUGGACAUGAUCACAGCCACGGCGAACACGACCACGGACACGGCAGUCACGAUGAGCUGAGCCAGGCCGAAGAGGGCAGGGUAGGCCAGGAAGAGGACGACGGUCCCAUCUUGGACGUUCUCCCCGAGGUUGCCGUGUCGAGAUUCCAGCAUAAGAGCUCUCCGUCGACGGCAUCGAAGCGGAUAUCGUUCGACGAGGCCCAACAGACACCCGAGAGAACGAGCAACAGGGCAGGCCAGGCUGGCAAGUCGCGCAGGAGGGCGAGCAGCGGCCGCAACCAAGUCACUAAUAUUGACGACAUCAGCAUCUACCCGUCCAGCUUCCGACAGGAUAUCAUCGCGGCGACGAGGCCUCGCCCCCAUGACUCAACAGACGAGUCGGAGAGCACCGACGAGGAGAGCGCUGUUGCUGAGGAGCCCGCCACCGAGACUACCCCCCUCGUUGGGAAGAAGGGUUCCUCGGGCAGCGCUAAGCACGCCGACCACCCGCCUAAGAGGCACCGGAGAGACUCGAGCCUGCACCACACGCACAACCACAACAAACCCCGCAAGCCGGGUCAGUCGAGUCAUGGCCACAACCAUGGCGAUAUGGGCAUGAACGCCAUGGUCCUUCACGUCCUCGGCGACGCCCUCGGGAACGUCGGUGUCAUCGUGACGGCCCUCAUCAUCUGGCUGACCGACUGGCCCGGCAAGUACUACGCCGAUCCAGCCGUGUCCCUUUUCAUCACGCUCAUCAUCCUCAAAUCCGCGUUGCCCCUCACCUUCGCCACGUCCAAGAUCCUGCUGCAGGCCACGCCCGAGGGCAUCGAGGUCCAGGACGUCCGGGAGGACAUCGGCAGCCUCCCCGGCGUCGUGACGUGCCACCACGUGCACAUCUGGCAGCUGUCCGACUCUAAGAUCGUCGCCUCCAUGCACAUCCAGGUCGCAUUUCCCAUCUCGGAAGCGGGGGGCAAGGAGUACAUGACCCUCGCCAAGCGGGUGAGGAAGUGCCUGCACGCCUACGGCAUCCACAGCGCCACCAUCCAGCCCGAGUUCUGCCUGGACGAGUCCCACGACCACGCCGAGCAGGCCGAGCAGCAGCUCCGCCAGCUGGCCGGCUCCGCCGACGGCCCCACCGGGCUGCAGAGGUGCGCCGCCGGGAACAACAGCUGUCUUCUCGAGUGUGUCGAUGACUGCGUCGGCCAGGGCUGCUGCUCCGUGUCUGGCGACGACACUGCCGUCGAGAGCGCCAGCACCGGCAGCCAUUCCGCCCACAGUCACGGCCACGCCGAGGGCGAUGGGCAUCAACAUCAUUAGUGGAGUGAUGCACUCGCCGCCAUUCGGGGCUUUCGAUUUCAUCUAUUUGGGGUCCGACCAUAAUUUCUCUCUUUUGUCUACGGAGUGGGGCUGGUGAGUAUGUGUGUGUGUGUGUAUGUGUGGUGUUUGGGCUGUCUUCAUACAUGGGUGGGCAUUGGACCUCGGGUUUGUUCAUGGGCUUCGUCUUGGGCGCGCCUUUGCCCCAGAUGCUUGCUCAGCAUACUCAUACGCAUACAUGGUCGCACAAACACACUUGCAUCCUCCGAAAAGCGCAUUACAGUUGCAUUGGGCCUUUUGUCAUUGUUUUUUUCUUCCAGCGCAUCGCUUGGGGGUCAGCACUUAGUCACUGGACAAAGGCAAAGCGGCGCUGGUUUGGCGUUCCACGGGGAUCGGGAGGCUAUAUGUCUCUGUACUAUUAGAAAACUUUUUGGCCGAUUAGAGUGAGGCUUGUGUGUAAAAUGACAGAACCAUUCGUUACGCAUCCCUGAUACAUGGCGAAACACAAGCAUAUUGAUAGGGAGGGUCGAAAUUCUUCUUGCUUGAAUGUUUUUUAUUAUGCUGAAGGUAUCACGGACCUACUUCAUUCAUAACUACAGUCGCUUGCCACUCUUACCAGCAGCUUCAAACGUCUAAGAUGACCAGCAACGCAACUGCGUCCCACAGUCUCCCACACACCUAUUUCUACGUCACCCUACAAAACUAACCACUCCUACUCACACACGAGCAACGAAGUCCUCCCUAUUGUGCCAAAAGACACAACCCACA
This is a messenger RNA of Diaporthe batatas, 3350 nucleotides long. RefSeq lists its product as uncharacterized. Gene Ontology annotation, cellular component: membrane. The record is from RefSeq and is a predicted model, not a curated record. Gene Ontology annotation, molecular function: zinc ion transmembrane transporter activity. The coding region runs from base 840 to 2585 and encodes 581 amino acids. The transcript has a single exon. Lineage: Eukaryota; Fungi; Ascomycota; Sordariomycetes; Diaporthales; Diaporthaceae. Gene Ontology annotation, biological process: zinc ion transmembrane transport; intracellular zinc ion homeostasis.